Molecule: messenger RNA, 594 nt
Organism: Arachis duranensis
Lineage: Eukaryota; Viridiplantae; Streptophyta; Magnoliopsida; Fabales; Fabaceae
Product: probable NADH dehydrogenase [ubiquinone] 1 alpha subcomplex subunit 12
Exons: 5
Coding region: 1-459 (152 amino acids)
Biological process (GO): response to oxidative stress; mitochondrial respiratory chain complex I assembly
Cellular component (GO): membrane
Source: RefSeq, a predicted model, not a curated record
AUGAUUAAUUUUUCGAUCAGAGAGAAAGGUUUCGGCGCCUUCUUCAGACAGCUCAGAGAUGAAGGCUACCUGAGGUGCCUUCCGGACGGAAAUCUCUUGCAAACCAAGAUCCAUAAUAUUGGUGCAACGCUUGUUGGUGUUGACAAAUUCGGUAACAAGUAUUAUGAGAAACUUGAAAACACACAAUAUGGAAGACACAGGUGGGUUGAAUAUGCAGAAAAGAGUAGAUAUAAUGCUUCACAAGUUCCACCUGAAUGGCAUGGUUGGCUCCACUUCAUUACUGAUCAUACAGGAGAUGAGCUUCUUUUGCUGAAACCGAGAAGGUAUGGUGUUGAACACAAAGAAAAUUUAUCAGGAGAGGGUGAACAGUAUAUCUAUCACUCCAAGGGACAUGCACUUAAUCCAGGACAGAGAGACUGGACAAGGUACCAACCAUGGCAAUCCAAGCUUGAACCAUGAUUGCAGUCUAUCUGUGUUGAAAAUUUUCCUGAAUGUUGGUUUUUGACAUUCUGGAUAAAUGAUUUGCAUUCGCAUUGAGGGGGGGUGCUUUUUCCCGUUGAAUAAAAUGAAUUAUUAGCUAUUCUGUUCGACAAA